AUGGAUGAAGUGUUGGAUGAUAACAAGAAAUUAGCUACUGAGAACAAGAAAGUUUCUGAUCGUGAAAGAAUUCUUGAAAUGCGUGUGAAGAGGUUGGAGGGUGAUAACAAAGAGUUGUUGAAGAAGAUUGACAGUUAUCAAUCGGAGAUAGAUAUUUUGAAAGUGCGAGUUGCUAAGCUUGAAGAAGAAAAAGCUCGAAGAGAUGAACAAAAUGAAUACUUCAAGAUGAAAAACAAAGAGUUAGAAGCGGCUAAAGCAUUAAGAGAUCAUGAGUUCUAUAUGUUGAAUAAAGUCGUUGAAAGUAUGCUUGGAACGUCUGUAGAGCAAAAAUUUGAAGAAUUGCAAGUUGAGGAACUCAGGGCACAACGUCAAGCAGAGAUUGAUGAACAAAUGAAAAAUAAAGGUAAAAGCGCUGAAGGAAGUUCUGCAGUGACAGAGAGAUCGAUUGUUCCUUCCAUGGUUGUUGAAAAUCCUGAACCUAUCUCUGCUAUAUCUGGUCUUUUUGAAGAAGAUACACCUCUUGAAGAGUUAAUGGAAUCAUGGGGAGUUGAUGGAAAGGGGGAGUCGAGUGAUGCACAAAAUGUUCAACAUGCCGAGAAGUUAAUCCUGAGGUUGGAUACUUACAGAGAAGAAGGCGAACAUUUUCAUACGUACACGUUGGAAGCAAUUAAAGAAAUGACUCGCAUGGUGAAUCCUGAUUUUAAGUUCGAUUUUGAAGAAGAAUUGAACGCCUUCGACAUCAAUCAGCAGCCUGAAUAUGAGUAUAAGUAUGUUGAAGAUGCUGACAUGUAUGACAGAGUCGAAGUUGAAGAUUUGAUGGAUGAUGAAAGUGUUAGCGAAGAUACUUCUCAGCUGCCUACGCUGAUGGAGUUCUUUACAGAAGAAAAUCGAGAUGAAUUGAGAAGGAAAUUAUCUGAAAUCUUGAAAGAUAAAAACUUUGAUGGCACUCCCAAAGAUAUGGCAAAGGAAGAACGGAAAAAGUGGUUCAAAGACAGUCACGAGAGGAAGUUCAAAAGACCAUUAAAGUACUAUCAACGUGAUCGAAGUGUGUCUCUCAGUGACAUCAUUAGCUGGGGUUUCUUACCUCAAGCGAAUGCUUACGCAAUCAGAAGAGAAUGUGGGGUGCAGUACUUUGAAUAUCUAUAUGAUGUGAUGUCAUUACCCUGGUGGGAUGUGGAGGAGCUUUCUAAAGUUAGAACUCUUGGGUAUUCGGUGCGAAAGAAUAAUAUUCCGAUGUGGGGGUAUAUCAAGUUUUAA
Messenger RNA from Helianthus annuus (common sunflower), 1257 nucleotides. RefSeq lists its product as uncharacterized. The record is from RefSeq and is a predicted model, not a curated record. The coding region runs from base 1 to 1257 and encodes 418 amino acids. Lineage: Eukaryota; Viridiplantae; Streptophyta; Magnoliopsida; Asterales; Asteraceae. The transcript has 2 exons.